GAGAUGGAAAUCGAGGAUCAAUCGCUCAGCAACAAGAAAAUGUCAGAGAAAGAUCUCAAUGACUGGCUUCCAAUCACCAAGUCCAGGAACGCAAAGUGGUGGUACUCUGCCUUUCACAAUGUCACUGCCAUGGUCGGAGCUGGGGUACUAGGGCUUCCUUAUGCCAUAUCUCAACUUGGAUGGGGACCUGGGGCCACUGUCAUGAUCCUGUCAUGGAUCAUCACGCUAUACACCCUGUGGCAAAUGGUGGAGAUGCAUGAGAUGGUGCCGGGGAAGAGAUUCGACCGAUACCACGAGCUUGGACAGCAUGCCUUCGGCGACAAGAUGGGGCUCUGGGUGGUGGUGCCGCAGCAGCUGAUGGUCGAGGUCGGGGUGGACAUCGUGUACAUGAUCACAGGCGGGAAAUCGCUCCAGAAGUUCCAUGACACGGUGUGCCCCGACUGCAAGCCGAUCAAGAUGACCUACUUCAUCAUGAUCUUCGCGGCGGUCCACUUCGUCCUCUCUCACCUCCCUAGCUUCAAUUCCAUCACGGGCGUCUCUCUUGCCGCAGCCGUCAUGUCUUUGAGUUACUCGACGAUCGCAUGGAUAGCAUCAGCGGACAGAGGGGUUCAACCAGACGUCCAAUAUGGAAGUAGGGCCUCGACAACCACGGGCCGAGUGUUCGGAUUCUUCAGCGCACUGGGCGAUAUCGCGUUCGCAUUUGCCGGUCAUAAUGUCGUGCUGGAAAUUCAGGCCACGAUCCCUUCGACGCCUGAAAUGCCGUCAAAGAAACCGAUGUGGAAGGGCGUGGCUUUUGCUUAUGUGAUCGUCGCCUUAUGUUACUUUCCAGUCGCAUUCAUUGGCUACUGGGUGUUCGGAAACUCGGUCCAGGAUAACGUCCUCAUAUCCCUCGAGAAGCCCCGGUGGCUAAUCGCCGCGGCUAAUAUGUUUGUCGUGAUUCAUGUGAUCGGGAGCUAUCAGGUGUUCGCAAUACCGGUAUUUGAUAUGAUAGAAUCGUGCCUGGUGAAGAAAAUGAAGUUCAAGCCGACUAGGAUGCUCCGAUUCAUGACACGCAACUUAUAUGUUGCUUUGACAAUGUUCCUGGCCAUCACGUUCCCAUUUUUCGGAGGGCUUCUCAGCUUCUUCGGAGGAUUUGCUUUUGCUCCUACAACAUAUUAUCUGCCUUGCAUCAUGUGGCUUGCUAUCUACAAGCCGAAGAAAUUCAGCUUAUCUUGGUUCGCUAACUGGAUCUGCAUCAUACUUGGCGUUUUGCUAAUGGUAUUAGCCCCCAUUGGUGCGUUGAGGGAGAUAAUAAUUCAAGCCAAGGACUUCAAGUUUUAUUCUUGA
This is a messenger RNA of Eucalyptus grandis, 1326 nucleotides long. RefSeq names its product lysine histidine transporter 1. NCBI's taxonomy places the organism in Eukaryota, Viridiplantae, Streptophyta, Magnoliopsida, Myrtales, Myrtaceae. Gene Ontology annotation, cellular component: plasma membrane. The record is from RefSeq and is a predicted model, not a curated record. Bases 4 to 1326 code for a protein of 440 amino acids. The transcript is spliced from 7 exons.